AUGAACUCCUUGAUAGAGUUAGAUCUUUACUGGUGUCGUAAACUUUCAGUGCUUCCAGAGUUCGGGGAAUGCAUGAAAAAACUGUCAGUGCUUGAUGCCAGGAAGACUUCUAUAACCAGACUUCCAGAAUCAUUUAGAUUCUUGACUGGUCUUGGAGAUUUGAAUUUGAGGGGCUGCAGAUAUCUUGUUCUUCAAAUGUCUGGCUUUAAUCUAACAUCAUUAACUGGGUUAGACUUGAGCCACUGUGGCAUUAAUGAGGGAUCAAUUCCUGAAGAUUUAGGUGGUUUGUCAUCAUUAAUCACUCUACGUCUGGAAGGAAAUGGUUUUGCCAAUUUACCCACUGGUUGCUUCUCUAAUCUUUUUCAACUACUUCACCUUUAUUUGAAUAACUGCAAAAGGCUCAAGUCUCUACCAAAGCUGCCACCAAGGUUAAUGCACUUAUAUGCAACCGGUUGUGCGUCAAUGGAACCUCUAUCAUAUGAUGCAAUGUGGAAUCUAGUUUCAUCACUUGAUCAUGAGUAUCGCCUUCAAACUAACUAUGAGAAGAGAGUGGUUCAGCCCAUUCAGUCAGCAUACGUACCUGAGGUAGAUUUUCUCGCAACAAUUCCGAGAUUUGAAAUACCAUCAUGGUUUCCAAACCAAGUUCCUAUUUCUACGUCUGAGGGCGCUGCGGAAUAUGUAUUCGUGGUGGACAUACCUCCCAAUUUUCGUGCAAGUAAAUGGUCUGGACUUGCUGUGUGCUUGGAAAUAAGAGCCAUUGGGAUGACCUUUGAUAAACUUGUCAUUUCUUGGAGUUGUAGAGCUCCUCAAGAUUAUUAUAUUUGCAAAGAGUGGGCAAAUGAUAUUUCACUUGACUUUGCAUGGCGGCCUCGUCUCUUCAUAAUGCUUUUGGAUUUCAAUGAUAAAACAUGUUGA
Molecule: messenger RNA, 915 nt
Organism: Prosopis cineraria
Lineage: Eukaryota; Viridiplantae; Streptophyta; Magnoliopsida; Fabales; Fabaceae
Product: TMV resistance protein N-like
Exons: 3
Coding region: 1-915 (304 amino acids)
Molecular function (GO): protein binding
Source: RefSeq, a predicted model, not a curated record